Messenger RNA from Chironomus riparius, 5542 nucleotides. The record is from the annotation of a GenBank genome assembly. NCBI's taxonomy places the organism in Eukaryota, Metazoa, Arthropoda, Insecta, Diptera, Chironomidae.
UUAAAAGAUUUCCAACCCUUGAUCGCACAAGCAAAAGAAUUAAUUCGUUUUAUUAAAUUUACCACGUUAAUUAGAGUAAAAAUGCGAUUUAUAUAUUAAAAAAUGGAUAAGAAACCGAUAGUGAAUAAGACAAUCAAAACGAUUGUCCCAAUAAAAGGAAAUUUACUCGAGAAAAUCAAAAAUAAGUUAAAACAUAAUGGCUCAAAUUCAGCGACUUCUGAGACACAACAACUGGUUCCCCAAAAGUCAAUUGAUGCAAUAAACAACAAUAAGCAAGAUCCAGUGAAAAUCCAGAAGCUCGUUGUGAAUAAACGAACAUCAAAAAUUGAGAUCCAAAAGAUUGAAAAGGUGAAUUUAGAGAUUAAUGAUUUAAUUAAGGCAACACAAAGUGAACCAGUCAAGACUGGAUUACAUACGAAAAUAAGAGAAGCAUCACCAAAACCAAUAAAUAGAUCACCAUUAAGAAUUAUUGAAGAUGAAAUUCCAGAAUUGCCUGAAAUUGAAGCUUGUUUCACAAUGCCUGCCAUUAGAGAAAGUGACAUUAUAGUCCAGGAACUUAUUCUAAACGAUCAUCCAUGCUCAUCAAAGUCAAUGUGCUUAAAUUUCCAACCAAAAAGCACUGAAGAUAAAAAAGAAGAAAAAUCUUUAGAAAAUGUGAGUAAAGAUGAUGAAAUGAUCAAUAAUAUGUCGGAAGAAGAAGAUGAGGGAGAAUUAAUGGAUAUAGGAGAUGCAGCAUGGUUACAUGACAUCAAUGUUAUGAUUGGCAAGCCUCGAAUACAAGAGAUUGACCAAAGUUUGAAGAAAAUUCCAACAACAGUAACCGGCAAUAGAAUACAGACAGAAAAUGUGGAACUUAAACUCAUUAUAAACCACUUGCUUGGCAAAUUAAAAGCAAAAUCAGUCAUUGAGACGGUACAAGAGUCCUCGUCAUCGUUUUUCAAUAAUGUUAAAGAUUCAGAAGUAGAAUACUCGGAUAGUUUUGAUGACAUGCCAACCGAUUUCGAUGAUGAGCCGAGUGAUGUAGACAGCACCAAGCAGACAGAAGUUUCAACAGUAAAAACUGAAAUAUCAGUUGAUCAGAACUCGUUUUCAGUACCUGUAGAAAAUAGUGUAGCAAUUAUAACUAUUCCAACAAUCAGUGAAAUCUAUGUAAAGCCAUCCACAACAAUUGAGGCAGUGAAAAAUGAAGUAAAAAGUAGUGUUGAAAUUAAUGUUCCAGUUGUAGUUGAAGAAACUGCAAAUAUCAAUAUACAGCCAACAAAGAAGCGUAGAGGACGACAGCCAAUAGCCGCAUCAACAGCUAAAAAAACGAAAUUGUCUCCAACAAAAAGUAUAAAGGAAGAAUCAAGUCCACGUAGAUACAAUCUAAGAAUUUCAUCGUCGCGAGAAUCUAGUGUAGAAUCAAAUAAAGAUGCAAGCAUAACAAAAUCAGUGACAUUGCCAGUACGCAGAGAUUCAUUAGUAACACGACGAAAUUCAACGAUGCGUGAAAAUGUGGUGAAACCAAUUGUCGAAAAGGAUGCAGAAACAAAAAUUAAAGCUACAAAUAAAAAGGUAACUAGAGUCCAAGAACUUAAAGGUAAUAAAAAAGAAUCUAGUGCAAUGUUAAAACGAUCUGUGACAUCGUCAGAGUCGUCAUUAUCAUCGGACAGUGAAAUUGAAAAGAAAGGAAGAAGCAGACCACAACGAAAGGCAAAAAUUCAAAAAGAAUCAUCGCAAAAGAUUACAAAUUUUUUCAAGGCAGAAUCUGUCAUAGUCACAGAAACAAUUGAUGCUACUUCGAAUAUUAAAAAAUCAUCUAGUGAAAAUUCAUCGAAUGAAAAGUCGCCAAUUAAUGGACGUAGAAUGUCCAAAACUUAUUUAAAACGUAAGAUUUUAUAUGACAGUGAUACCGACUCUGAUAGUGCACCUCUUGUGAAUUAUAAUAAGCAAAGUGAAUUGAAAUCAGUCACAUCGAAUGAUUUCAAUCCACAAAUACAGUCUUCUAUACUCGAACGAUAUGAUUACCUUAAUAAACCUUCAUCAUCCUUCGCAGAUCAACCAAAAAACGAAAAGAAUGUGAUAUCCAGCCAUCAAAUUUGUGCCGAUUUAAAAGAUAUUGUGGAUAAGAGUAAAGAUUUGGAUCCAACUUAUUUGAAGCCACCAGAUACUACUAAACGACCAUAUCUUAAGACAUCUGCAUUUAAAGGUAAUCAUAUUAAUUCUGACGACUCUUCUAAUCACACAGAUUCAAGCACUAAACAGCUGUCAGUUUCUUGUGAUGAUUCAUCUAUCAUUAAUAACGCUAAUGAUACUGAUAUUAAGAAAAAUGGGCUUCAAAAUGCCAACAAUUUAGGAAUUAAGGAUAGAAUGAAAGAAUUAAUUAAGAAACAAAAAGAAAAAAUUAAUUCCGUUCCUAAAUCGAAUGAAGUUUCUAUUACUAUAGAUCCAGUUUCAUCGCAAAAUAUUAUUAAAGAGGAAAUAAGUAAUAAACAAAUUAAGAAGAAAAAACCAGAGUCGGAAAAUAAAAUAAAUAUCAAUCAGAGAGGACCUAGACGAAAAGUUGAUGUAGACGAAACAAUUAGGAAAAUUUUCGAGCAGGAAGAAUUAGAAAAACCAAUUGAAAAAUUAGUUUGUUAUAAGGAAAUUCUGGAAGCAAUUCGUAUAACAGAUCCAUCAAGAAAGAAUGGCAGAGCAUCGAGUGCAAUUAAACCUUUAGAAUUGGCUAAAAAACGUGAAUUAGAGAAACAACUUGAAUGUUUAAAACAUUUUAAAUGCGGUAAUUGUAAUAAUCUAGUCACCAAACAUAAAUGGAAGGAGCAUCUUAUAGAUCAUGGCGGCAUGGCAUGGAUUGAAACAUUUGAAUCACCUAUUGAUAUUAAGGACUGGAAUGAAUCAGUUCGUAGAUUAAAUAAUUAUAUGAGAAUAUACAAAUUAGAAAGUUUUCGAUGUCCAAAUUGUGGAUAUGACAAGAAAUCGGCAUUAGGACAUUUAUCACACAUUUAUAUUUGUGGAGAGAGUGAAGAGACAAUAGAAGAUCGUAAAUAUGCAUGUGAAUUUUGUAGUGAAAAAGUCUUGCCUUAUAACAUGUCAUGGCACAAACGGAAAUGUACAGUAAUUAAUAAUAAAGUUAAAACAAAUGCUGAUGAUGGAGACGACGAGGAAGAGCAUGAUGAUGAAAAUAGUAGAAGCUCAUCGACGCAAGACGGUGGACGAGCAAAGCGUAAAGCAGGCAAAAAUGCCGUUAGGAAAGUAAAAUCAUUCCUGAAAGAACUUAAUGAAGAUCCAAUGGAUCAGAUAUUGGCAACAGUAAAUGGCCAAUUCAUAUGUAAUCAUUGUGGUGAGAAAUUUGAUGUGAAGGAAAAGGCGAUUGAACAUUUAGAUAAGGCUCAUGCUGAUCAAAAAGAAGGUGUGGAUUUUGAAGCAUCUAGCUCAGAUGCUAGCUUAAAUGAGAAUGAAUCAUCUGAAACUGAGGGCAGUUCAGGUGUUGAAUCUAGUGAUGUACAGUCCGCGAAUGAAGUGGAAGAACCUGAUAAUGAAAUGUCUGAAUCUAUUAAUGUUUCCAAUUCUAAAGGACGCAAAUCAUACAACGAUUCUCAGGAAAUUAAGAACGGACGAAGAGUAAUUGGACCAUAUGCUGAGUCGUAUCAUAGUGUUAGAAUCUCCACCAGAACCAUCAAAUUGACAAAAGAAUUCAUCAAUGAUAAUUUAUGUGAUAUAUUAACUGAAUUUACACCAAAGUACAAAAUUUGUGUAAGCGCCAACUUAGCCUCAUAUUUAAUGGAUUUAAAAAUUGAUACAAAAUCAAUGAAAUUCACUACUAGCCUGAAAGACGACUAUUGUCUUGAGUAUGGAAAAAUCCCCAAUCAAGAAUGGAAUCAACUUGAUUUUGGAAAUUGCCAUGCUGAUAAAAAUUCACUCACAUUAUUUUGUGGUGGCUCAGUAUCAUCAUUAGACUGGUCUCAAUCAAAAGACGGAACAGAUUUUUUAGCUGUUGCAUGUAAUAGCACGAAGGAAAAGAAUACGGAUUUAGAGGAGACAUCAAAAACAUUCAUUCAAGUCUAUCAGUUCGAAAACCUAGUCAAUGAAAAAUUCACAUCAUUCACAAACACAUCAAAGUUCCUGUACUUCUUCACAAUAACAGAAGGACCUGUUUGGUCGAUAAAGUUUCAUCCAUUCGUCGUACCAAAUAAUGAGCGAAUUGGUUUAUUGGCUGUGACAUCAUCAAACCAUCACAUUUAUGUUUAUUCACUUCCGUACUUGAAAAAUGAUACAGACAGUCCUAAAAUUAUUUCAUUAGAGCCUGCAUUUACAUGCAAGACAGUCAAUGAUGUUUGGUUGUUCCAAGAUAAAUAUUUAAUGCAAGCAACAGUCGUUAACUGGUUUUAUCGAAAAGACUGUGACAUGCAAUUAUUAGGAGCUGGAUUUAUCAAUGGAAUGCUAUCAAUUUGGAAUUUUAGAGAUGUAGAAAAAUCUGAGCAUCAAGACGCCAUAAUUUUGUUUCCAUACAUGUCAUUUCAACCUCAUCGCGAGUCUGUUACAGCAUUAGACUUUAAGUAUACGUUAGGAUCAGAUAUUCAUCUAUUAACGACAUCAUUCGAUCGUGAUGUAAAGAUUUUCAUGCUUGAAAAUACAAAUUUCCAAGAAAUUUCAUCAAAUUACUCAACAUCGAGGAUCUUGUGUGCUGAAUGGUGGCAAAAUUGGCCAGGAUUUGUAACUGGAAAUGAUAAUUGCUAUUCACAUGGGAAUUUAGUUCAUCGACAACCUUUAGAAUUUGGUUCACGCCAUAACUACCUCUUCUAUUGCGUUUCGUCCGUAACCACAUUGAGUGUCAAUAAUUGGCUUAAUGUUGCUGUCUUUACAACUGAUUCUGGAGAUGUACUAAUGUCAAAUCCAUCGCAACUGAUGUCAUGUCACCCAAAAGACAGAUGGAUGUAUUUCGGCAAUAAUGUACUUUCAUACACGGACAUUGUCGAUUUGAAGCCAAAUAGCAAUAAAGAUGAGCAUGGAAUCGUAUUUUGUGAUUUAAAGGCAAGACUACCAAAGCGUCCGAAAGAAUUUCGCAGUCCUCCAUCAGACAACAUCAAUCAGCUGCAAAUAAAUCAAAUUUCGUUCAAUCGCAGUGAGAUGAGUUAUCGCUUUUAUGCAUUGGCAUACGAAACUGGUUUCGUACGAAUCAAGCAUUUAAAGAAUUCCAAAUAGUUUUCUCCUGCACUUUCAACAAUACCAAAAUUUAUUGAUUUUCAGUUACUGCUCUUCUCGCUCUCCCGUUUUGAGUCUCAUUACAUUCACAAAUUUUUUUAACAUUAAUAUUUAACGCUACUACAUAUGAAGAAAGCUAUGUGCUAUGUAGCUAGCCACACACAAUCUUGUUUAAUUCAUUCAGAAAAGAAAAACCUACAUUCACUCUAAGAGAAUUGGUAGGAUGAGUUUGAAUGUUAGGUACUUGUUAUUAGUUAAGAUGUUUUUUUUUGGUAUUAUUAAUUAAUUUUUAAACAUUUUAAUAUAGUAUGGAUUAUUGAAGAAUUCAAUGCAAUAAACGAUUAAUGAAAAAGUAUUUUUU